Exophiala bonariae is the source of this 777-nucleotide messenger RNA. RefSeq lists its product as uncharacterized. NCBI's taxonomy places the organism in Eukaryota, Fungi, Ascomycota, Eurotiomycetes, Chaetothyriales, Herpotrichiellaceae. The transcript has 2 exons. Bases 1 to 777 code for a protein of 258 amino acids. The record is from RefSeq and is a predicted model, not a curated record.
AUGUCCGCCAGAGUCGCCCUCGUCACCGCGUCCAGCGCCGGCCUCGGUGCCGCCGCCGUGAAAGCCCUGGCAUCACACUUCCGCGUUGUGGUGAACUACCACUCACGUCGCGAAAAGGCCGAGCAAGUAAUCGAAGAAGCAUCCAAAAUCCCAGCCACAUACGCGACAAGCGAGAACGACGCCUCACAACCCCGCUUCCACGCCAUCCAAGCAGACGUACAGCAGAAGUCCGAGAUCCAGCGCCUUGUGUCUGAGACGGUCGAGAAGUUCGGCCGGCUGGAUGUCGUCGUCUCCAACGCGGGCUGGACGCGGCUGACGAAUUUCUUCGAUCUGGAGCAGCAGGUCAACGAUGACGACUGGGACAAGUGCUUCAGUGUGAAUGUCAAGAGUCAUCUGUGGUUGCUCUAUGCGGCGAAGCCGUAUUUGGAGAAAUCCGAGGGUGGGGGUUCGUUCGUUACCGUCGCGAGUCUUGCAGGUGUGCGGCCGAGUGGCAGUUCGUUGCCGUACUCUGUCACGAAGGCGGCAGAGAUCCAUCUUAUGAAGGGUUUGGCCAUCAUCUGUGGGAAGAGUAUAAGGUGCAAUAGUGUCAGUCCUGGUCUUAUGAUGACUGAAUGGGGCAAUCAAUUCCCGGAAUCAAAAGUCAAAGCGACAACUGAAAAAUCGGCGUUGAAGUCGACUGCUACGCCCGAGGACGUGGCCGAGCAAAUCAAGACACUGGUCCUCAGCAAAUCGAUCACGGGACAGAACAUCGUCAUUGAUUGCGGAAUCGCCAUCUAA